Malus domestica (apple) is the source of this 3096-nucleotide messenger RNA. Its product is annotated as transcription factor EMB1444-like. NCBI's taxonomy places the organism in Eukaryota, Viridiplantae, Streptophyta, Magnoliopsida, Rosales, Rosaceae. Gene Ontology annotation, molecular function: DNA-binding transcription factor activity; protein dimerization activity. Gene Ontology annotation, biological process: regulation of DNA-templated transcription. The record is from RefSeq and is a predicted model, not a curated record.
UUUGAAAUCCGCCAAAACCAAAAACGUGACCGGUUCCCUGGUGGAGGCAUUUUGUAUAAGAAAAAGCAUACAACCGUUGUUUCACUGUUUGUGGUGCGUUUGGACAUUCGGAGCUUGUGGACUUGGGGAGAGCGAGGAAGAAGAAGAAGGCCAAUUUCCCAAGCAAACACUACAAACACAGAGAGAAAUGGAAGCCAGCGAAUACGAACACGAUCAGCGUCUUCGUUUCUAGAGCGAUUUUUGCUUCGAACUAAUAGAAACAGAGUUAUGAACUGCUUAAUCGAAUCAGUCGAACGAGUAGGGGCAGAGCUUCUUAUCGAUUCUCGAUUUGUUUAAGUGCUUUUUUAUUAAGUUGAUUAGUAGCUGAGAGAGAGAGGGAGAGCGGGCAUAGUGUUCAGUGAUGGAAUUGUCUUCGACCGAUCCACCGAUUAAACGAAGAGCGGGAUUGCGGAUUAAGCAGGCGGGUCGGGCUUCGUACCAGGGCAGCUAGAUAAGGUGUUUGUUGGUUUUGUCUGCUUUUUUUGGAAGUGAUUAUUGAUUUUGUUACUAGUUGUUGUAUUUGAGAGACUUUUGAGGAAGUUGAGAAGAUAAUGGGGACUACUGCUCUGAGGCAGUUGCUGAAGAGCCUCUGCAGUGAUUCGCCUUGGAAUUAUUCAGUGUUUUGGAAGCUCAAGCACCAGAGUGAUUUUGGCGAUCUUCGGUAUGAUACUGGCCUUCUUGUUGUCUUAAGGAUUUUGUCUUGGGAGGAUGGGUACUGUCAUCACCCAAAUCCAAGAGAAACUGUGGAACAUGCAUCGGAUGACAUCUACUUCAGCGACGCAAAUCAGAUGCAUUUUAAGGAUUUUGCAACAAGUAUCCAUGAUGGUGGAUCUGCAGGAUAUCCAAUUGGACUGGCUGUGGCUGAUAUGGUACAUCUUCAGUACACAUUUGGAAAAGGGGUUGUUGGUGAGGUGGCAUGUACAGGGAGCUUUACCUGGGUUUUCCUUGACAGUCUAUGCACCAGAGAGUCUGAUUUAGUUCCUCAGUGUCCAGAUGAAUGGCUUCUUCAGUUUGCAUUGGGUAUCAAGACAAUUUUGCUUGUACCUGUACUUCCAUAUGGAGUUCUGCAACUUGGCUCCCUGGAGACGGUUGCUGAAGAUCCUGCAGUGGUUGCUUUUGUGAAAGAUAGAUUCAAUUCUAUUCACAAUGUUGAGGGGAAAACUGUACCUUUUACCUUAAACAAAGACAUUGAAGCUCAAUCAUCAUGGUCACAAUCAUUUAGUUUAAUGCAGAACACAUUUGAGCCAUCAGCUGUUACCAUGAAUCCACUCAACGUUGAAGGGUCAGAAGAUGUUCAUAACAUCAGACUGAAUGAUAACUUAUUGUCGACCUUCGGGCAAUUUUUGCAAUUGCCAACUGCUGAAGAUUCACUUCUAGAGACCGGAACAGACGAGCCAGAAGUUCUUAAGAGUACAGGCGAAAGUGUGAUUGCUGUUCCGCCAACUUUUCACUGUGGAGAAUCAAGUCCACUCAGUCAGUCGAUAGAUACCAGCUUGGGUAUGAUGGAAAGUCAGAUGUUUGGGCUGUCUUGUCUAGAGGAAGAACUUCUAGCCUAUUCUCAAUUUGGUGGCUAUGGUUUGGAAGUGUUUGGAGAAUCCAUGAGCGGUUUCAAUUCUUACUCUGUUGGAGGUGUAGCAGAACUGUUCGAAGACGUUAAUGCUAAAGAUACAAGUUACAACACAGUGAAUAAUUUCUUUAGCUUUCCUGAAAAUUGUGAACUACACAAAGCACUUGGAACACCUUUGCAGAGGCAGACAGAUGAACAUAUAUGGGACCCAUCUAUCGGCAUUGAUGAUACAUGUAGCAGCUCUAGUUUGCAGAAAGAUCUCCCUACCCGUAUUGAGCCAUCAUGGUUUUCCAAAGCAAGUGAUGCUGAGAACCUCUCGAAAGCUUUUGUAGCCAAAGAUGAAACCUCAUCUAGCAGAUCAGAGAAUAUUAAAUCAUCUAUUACCUCAUCAAGUCAACUUCCUGCUUCUUUCAAACAAUUGAAAUUUGAAGCGAGUGCCCCAGUUGGAAGUGAUUCAGCAACAUGGAACCAUACAUCUGCUUUACCUGCCAGGGGCGAGAUUUCAACUUCUUUCACAGGCACGAUAAGUACUUUGGUUGACGAAGAGCAGAAGGAGAAAGGGUACAAGUCUACAAAGCCUAAAAAGGAACAAAAGUUGUCCGGUGGCACUGCAAGAAAGACCAGGCUUGGCAAUAGCCGGAAGCUAAGACCAAGAGAUAGACAACUGAUUCAGGAUCGUAUGAAAGAGCUACGAGACCUUGUCCCAAAUGGUGCUAAGUGCAGCAUUGACGGCCUUUUAGACCGAACCGUUAAACACAUGCAGUUUUUAAGAAACAUGACUGACCAAACCGAAAAACUGAGGUGCUACACACCACAAGAGGCACCUCAUUCCAAUAACACAAGCGAAGCCACAAGUGGCUGCGAAAGUGGGACAAGCAGGGCUUUCGAAGUUGGAAGUGAACUCCAGAUUUGCCCCAUUGUGGUAGAAGAUCUUGAACACCCAGGACACAUGCUUAUAGAGAUGCUAUGUGAUGAACACGGACUUUUCUUAGACAUAGCCCAAGCUAUCCGACGACAAGAGCUGACUAUCUUGAAGGGUGUGAUUGAAACUCGCUCAAGCAACAUGUGGGCACAUUUUGUUGUCGAGGCACCAAGGGGUUUUCACAGAAUGGAUGUAUUUUGGCCACUCCUGCAUCUUCUGCAACGCAGGAGAAGUUCAAUAUCAAGCAGGAUCUGAUGCGCCUCCAUUUAUAUCCAAGAAAAGCCGGCAAGCCGCCGGGUAUUGUGCGUCAAAACCAGGUGACGAUGGCGAGACCUAGGAAGCAUCACCAUUACAUCCUCAUCAGAGCAAGACUAAAUUAUCAGUACAACUACUUUAAUUGUUUGUGUACAAACUAAAGAUUUCUCUGCAAUUUGAAAAAAAAUUAGCUUCUAAAAACUGGAAAGAAUGGAAUACAUGCCUACACGGCUCCACGAAUGUGCGCAAAGAAAUAAUGUACACCAUGAUACAAGCCCUAAGUAAGCAUCUAAUAACACAGACUAGUUGAAGA